AUGGUCCAAGGCUCCGUUGGAAUCACUCCUUGCAGCAUUCAACAAUGCGUACCCAUGCCCAUUGCGUCCCCAUCCCCCCCCCGCCCAGGUCGGGACCUCAUCGCCCCAUGCAGGUGCAAGGGCUCGGCGCGGUUCGUUCACCGGCACUGCCUGGACCAAUGGCGGGCCAACAAGGAGGGAUUUGCCUUCUGCCAUUGCUCCACGUGCAAGGCUCGCUUCCAGCUACGCGUGUGCCUGCCACCCGACCUCAGAUGCCGCCAUCUCAAGUUCAGAUUCUUUGUUGCGAGGGAUAUUGUGCUCGUAACGCUGCUGGCGCAAGUGUUGAUAAUCUGCUUUGGCUACACUGCCUACGUGGCGGAUUACUAUUGGUUCGACAUGGGGUUUCAGAAAACAUGGGGCGGGCAAAGUCCAAGAACCUUCUACUACAUCUGCGGCGUGCUGCUCUUCCUCGUAUCUGCGGGUCUGCUCGGUGCCGUCAUGACGUGUGUUGAUCGGCGCUUUCGCAGCGACCUUGCAGCUCCCUGCAGAGACAUCUGCGCCUGCUGCUGCGACCCCCUUGUGUGUGGCGGCUGUGACUGCCACAUGGCACCCAUCUGUCUCUACUCAGACUGCUCCGGCUGCUCGUUCUGCGUCUCCGGCUGUAGCGACUGUGCCGCUGCCAUAGGAGGAUCCUCUGGGGAGGCAGGGCUCCUUAUCCUGCUGACACUUGGCGCGAUCCUAUUGGUCGUGCUGGCGCUGGUGGGGGUGUUUUACUGCUUGCUGGUCUCGACCCUGGUGGUGCAGCGGAUAUGGCAGCGGCACUAUCACGUCCUCGCUAAAAGGAUCCUCACUAAGGAAUUUAUCGUGGAGGAUUUGUCUGGAAUGUCUCUCCCUCCUGAUUGGUCGCCACCGCCACUGCUGCCCGAACACGACAGGCAGCUUAGGGAUUUGCGGCUUCUUUAA
Messenger RNA from Closterium sp. Yama58-4, 942 nucleotides. The record is from the annotation of a GenBank genome assembly. Lineage: Eukaryota; Viridiplantae; Streptophyta; Zygnematophyceae; Desmidiales; Closteriaceae.